Bradysia coprophila is the source of this 1627-nucleotide messenger RNA. RefSeq lists its product as uncharacterized. The record is from RefSeq and is a predicted model, not a curated record. Lineage: Eukaryota; Metazoa; Arthropoda; Insecta; Diptera; Sciaridae.
AUAGGAGAACAGCAUAGUAAGAACAGAUUACUUCUGGGAAAUCUACCGACGAUUACUAAGAUAUUAUUGUCUAUUUAAAUGACGUUCGAUCAAUCAACAAGGGCACAUAUAUACAUAUGUACAAUUACAGCCGUUUCUUUCAUAUCAGUGGCAAGUAAAAGUUUAGGCUCGUCACAGAAGGAAUUGUCUAAAAUAGACCGAGGUACUCACAUAGGCGAAGAGAUGAACGCAUGCGAUUAUGAAUGGACUGCUAUACAUGGAUACGAAGAUAAGGUUAAAGUACAAGCCAUUACUUGUCCUAGGGAUGGAAUUAUUACUGAAAUCUUUCUAACGUACGGAGAUCAUGAGGAGGGUCAGCGUCUUCAUUCAAUAUCUUUUAAGUGCAACUCUUCUUUUGGUGUGACUGAUGUUGGACCUUUUGGAGACGUCACUGGAGAACGAAAAACAUUGAAAUGCGAAAAUUCAAACGAUCAUAUAAAGUACAUACAGGGUGCAGCCGGCCAGUAUAUCAGUGAUUUAGAAGUUCGUUGUGUGAAUAAAAACGAUUCCACUGACCAAAUUCAAUAUCGUAAUGAACCUAGCUACAAUCACAGCAACGAUACUGUGCGUUUAGACGACCAACAGGCACAUAUUUUUAAUCGAAAAAAAACUACUGCUAUAAAGACGUUUAAAGACGCAUGUUAUGCUACAAAGGGACGAAGACCCGUCGAAAUAAGAAUUUGGGCGGACAAAUUUGUUAAUGCUAUUCAAGUAAAAUAUGUAAAUGUGCCGGUUUCUGAGGACUGUUCGAUAUCGCAUAUCGAAUAUUUGGACAGUGAAAAACAUAUGACACCAGAUGCUUUAAAUGUUAUAGGAUUUACUUCCGGAUUUACGUGCUCUACAUUACAGCAAGAAAUUAGUUUAGAUGCAGCUGACACUCGAUCUACUAAUAUUGAAGAUGAAUUUGAAGGCACUCAUAGCGAGAUAACAAAGGCCGGUCCUAUGUUAAGUGUUAGUGCUGGUGUGGAUGAUACAAUAAUUUUCAGCUUCGAAUUUGGAUGGAAUGGACUCUGGGAAACUAGUAAUGAAGGUAACGGCACUCGUUCAAGUGAGUCGCAGAAACCUCUUGACCAAUACUCUAUUGGAACAACAGUCAGUUAUCACGGUCCUGGAGCUGCUAUUUUAGUUGGAUAUGAAAUACGUUACGAUGUUGAACACAAAAACGUUCCAAUUUCACUUCAUAAUACGUGUGAAGGUGGAGGUUCUUUACCUUAUACCAGGCGUUCCUUACCUUUGCAUAAAUAUAAAUUUCAAAGUGUGUUCUUCCUUGAUUUUCACUAUACCUUUAAUAAUGAAGAGAACUGCUUGGACUCUUCAUAUUCACAGGAAUGUGUAGCCGAUAUUAAGAUUAAAGAUUUCAUCGCCAGUCCUAAUGAACUUGAGAGGGAAUUCUUUAAAUGCUUUGAUGAAAGUGUCGUUAAGAUUCCAUUUGGUAAGUCGAUAAAAACUUAAAACACAAUAGCAUUACGAGAAUAGACAUUUUCAAUCGAAUUCAUGCUACCAUCAUCAUAUACAUACAGAUUUAAGAGUUGUCUUGAAGUUGUAACAGAUGUGGAAUGAACAAAACCAAGUGAAUAAAUCUAGAACU